Molecule: messenger RNA, 3517 nt
Organism: Caenorhabditis angaria
Lineage: Eukaryota; Metazoa; Nematoda; Chromadorea; Rhabditida; Rhabditidae
Source: the annotation of a GenBank genome assembly
AUGCUACACGCUAAUUAUGGUUCAACCCUGCAGGUUUGUGAAAUUUUAAGAAUUUGGGGAAAAAAGUGAUCCAGAAUUACUGUAGAAUGUAUUCUUUAAAAUUACUUGUUUUCCAAAAAAUAUAUAAACAAAUCUAAUUUUUAUAAUCAAAUAAGUAAUGAAAAAUGUUUAUAUUUUUGUGUUUUUUCUUUUUUUUUCCAAAUCAUCUGGAAAUGAAAUAAAUAAAUGCGUUUUUUUCAGAUGGGUCAACCACCAGAGAAAAAAUCAGGAAAUAUAAGUGGAAGAUCGAUAAUUGUUUCGAUUCUUGCAUUUAUUUUGGCUGUUGUUAUAACUGCUAUUUUAACAUGGUAUAUUACAAAAACAACAUUAACUGGUGUCGAAAAUUCGACAAAUGUUGAAGAAACAAAAAAUGAAAAGAAUUCUGCAGAAAGUGCAUCAGCUGCAGAUUUGAAACUGCCCGAAACAGUUAUUCCGUUGGAUUAUCAAUUAACAGUCAAAACAUAUUUACCAGGUUAUGGAUGGAAAUCACAAAAUAAUCCAGCAAAGAAUUUGACUUUGGAAGGACAAUUAAUCGUUAAAUUGAAUGUUACACAAAAACUUCGCAAAAUAACAAUGAGUUCUUUGGAUUUGGAAUAUAAUUCGAAGAAAAGUUCACUUUCAAUUGGCGAAGAUCCAGAAAAAACAAUUGAUAUUGAAAGUAUUGAUGUGAAUAAGAAUUUUGAAAAAGUAUUCAUAAAUUUGAAAGAAGCGAUUGAAGCUGGAACUAUUGUGAAACUCAAAUUAGUUUAUACUGGACCACUUAGAAAUGAUAUGACUGGAUUUUAUCAAACUGUUUAUUCAACUGAUGAUGGACAACAAAAGUGAGCAGAUUUUUUUUGUGAAAAAACAACUUUAUUUUUUUCUAGAAUGUCGGCUGUCACUCAAAUGGAACCAGUUUAUGCUCGAAGAAUGGUUCCUUGUUUUGAUGAACCUGCAUUCAAAGCACCUUGGACUGUUACAGUAAUCCAUCCAAAAGGAACAACUGCUUUAUCAAAUGGAAAAGAAAAAGAGAACUCAACAGUGUCGGAGGAAUUUGUUAGCACUUCAUUUAUUCCAACUCCAAAAAUGUCAUCAUAUCUUUUGGCGAUUUUUGUGUCGGAUUUUGAAUAUAAUGAAUCUCAAACGAAAACUGGAGUUAGAGUAAGUUCGAAUAGGGGGAAUAAAAAACCUGGUCCAAACAUUUGGAACUUUUUUUCUGGACUUUUAUUGAUCCAGCCUGAUCCAAAAAAUAUCUAAAUUCUGGUAUUUUUUAGUUCCGUGUUUGGUCGCGACCAGAAGCCAAAAAAUCAACAGAAUAUGCUCUAAAAGCUGGUGUAAAAUGUUUGGAAUAUUAUGACAAAUAUUAUGAUCUACCUUUCCCACUUGAAAAACAAGACAUGGUUGCAAUUCCUGAUUUUUCUGCCGGAGCGAUGGAAAAUUGGGGAUUAAUCACUUAUCGUGAAAAUGAUUUGCUUUAUGAUCCAAAAAUCAAUACAGGAUUGAAUAAAGAAAGAGUUGCAAGUGUAAUUGCACAUGAAUUGGCACAUCAAUGGUUUGGAAAUUUGGUGACAAUGAAAUGGUGGAAUGAUUUAUGGCUUAAUGAAGGAUUUGCAACAAUUGUGCAGUAUUUAGGAACUGAUGAGAUUAGUGAUGGUAAUUUCAAAAUGGUGAGUGAGAUUAAGAUAAGACUUUUUUGAAAAAAUUUGAAUUUUAGGACCAAGAAUUUUUGAAUGAUGAUUUGUCAAGUGCUUUGGAUGCUGAUUCAAUUGCUUCAACUCAUCCAAUGACUUUUAAAAUUGACAAAGGAUUUGAAGUGUUAGAUUCUUUUGAUACAAUCACAUAUUCAAAAGGUGGAAGUGUUUUGUGGAUGUUGAGAAAAACAUUGGGAGAAGAGAAUUUCAACAAUGGAAUUAAUGCAUAUUUGAAAAAAUAUUCAUAUUCAAAUGCUGAAGCUGUUGAUCUUUUUAAAAGUUUGACUGAAAAUCUGCCAAAUGGUAUUACAAAUUCUGAAGGGGGUCAAUUGAAUGUGACUGAAUUUGCUGAACCAUGGACAUCUCAAUUAGGAUAUCCAAUGAUUUCUGUGGAUAAAGUUAAUUCAACUCAUAUUAAAUUGAGUCAAGAAAGAUUCAAGAAAUUGAAAGAUGCCAAAGAACAAGAGAAAUACAGUCAUCCAAAAUGGGGAUUCAAAUGGGAUGUUCCAAUUUGGUAUCAAGAUUUGAAUGGUGGAAAAAUUGAAAUGAAAUGGUUGAAAAGUUCCGAAGAUUUAUAUAUUGAAUCUGAUAAAACAUUGGUUUUCAAUGCAAAUUCUGAUGGAUUUUAUCGUGUAAAUUAUACGGAACAAAUGUGGAAUGAAAUUAGUGAUGUUUUAUUGAAAAAACAUGAUGUAAGAUAAUUUUAUAAGAAGAAAUUAAAAUUGUAUAGUUUUAAUUUUCAGGUAUUUUCUGUUCGCACUCGUGUUCGUCUAGUUUCAGAUGCUUUUGCAAAUUCAUAUUCAGGUGGAAUGACUUAUGAGAUUCCAAUUAAAUUAAUUGAAUAUCUCAAAAAUGAACAAGAAUAUGAAGUUUGGCAAACAGCAAUUCAAGAAUUAAGAGCAAUUGUAACAAUGUAUGGAACUGAUCCGGAAAAAGAACCUAUCGAAAAAUUCAUGACGAAACUAAUUUCAAAAUCGCCAGCUUAUAAAGAUAUCAAUUAUGUUGUGAAACAUUAUACUGAUGAAAAACUAUUCUUUGAAGUGUGAGUUUAUUUCGAAAUGAAGAGAAAAGAAAAAAAUGGAAUUUUUAGAAAUGCAGCACAAUUAUUGAUUUCAUCUGAAUGCACUUUGAAUGAUGCUGGAUGCAUUGGAAAUAUGACUAAAUUAUUCCACGAUGAUGUUAUUGCAAAAUGUGAUUCGAAGAAAAUGUUAUCACAUUGUUCAACGUAAGUUCUACUUUCUAGAAAUAUAAAAUCACAUGAUCUCAAUUCCAGAGUACCUGCACCAUUCCGUGGUCUUUCAUAUUGUCAAGGAGUUCGAAAUGGAAAUGAUGAGAUAUUUGAAAAAGUAAUUGGAUGGUAUAAUAUUGAAAGAAAUCAAGCAGAAAAAAGAAAGAUUUUGAAUGCUUUGGCAUGUUCGAAAGAUGUUGUACAACUUAAAAAAUUAUUGUUGGAUUCGAUGAAAAAAGAAGGUUCGAUGUUCCGUUUGCAAGAUGUUUCUAGUCUUUUUGCAUUCGUUUCAAAAAGUUCAGUGGCUCAAGAUUCAAUGUUUGAUUUCUUAUUAACAAGAUGGGAUGAAAUGCAAGUAAGAUUGGCUGAAGAUCGAAGUGGUUUUAAUGGAGUAUUGAAAUAUUUGACAAAUAAUAUUAGAAAUGAACAAGGAUUGGAACAAUUGAAAAAUUUCGAGAAGAAAACUAAAAAUUGGGAUUUCCGAAAAAUUGAAGAAUCAAUUGCGGUUGUUAUCAAUUGGAGAAAUAAAAAUGCGAAAAAAGUAUCUGAAUUAUUCGAGAAUGCCAUUAAAAAUAUUUGA